This is a messenger RNA of Pimephales promelas (fathead minnow), 1619 nucleotides long. It is a transcript of the gene smim36, whose product is annotated as small integral membrane protein 36. The record is from RefSeq and is a predicted model, not a curated record. NCBI's taxonomy places the organism in Eukaryota, Metazoa, Chordata, Actinopteri, Cypriniformes, Leuciscidae.
AUCUUGCAAUGUGCAGUUGGCAAAAUUAAAAUGGCAGCUUAAGCUAUUAAAGUGAGCAGCUUUUAAUCAUUGGCUGCAGGAAUUUAAGGUUGGUGGAAUAGAAGGGGAGGGAUUAAAGUCUUUGAGCGGCAGAGCGACAUCUCCACUCUGAUCUCUGCACAGGGCCCUGCUGGUGCUCGUCGGGGGUAUCCCUGUUACUGCACGCUGAGCCUGAAGAGCCCGAGUCCAUGGUGCCCACGUUUCUCUCGGAGUGCGGAGUCAGGGAUGCAGCGUCGCCAUGGGUCUCAUGGAGUUUUACCUGGAGAUUGAUCCAGUCACUCUAAACCUCAUCAUCCUCAUCGCCAGCUACGUGAUCUUGCUUCUGGUCUUCCUCAUCUCUUGCAUCCUGUACGACUGCCGGGGGAAAGACCCUACCAAGGAGUACGUCUCUGAGCCCCCCGCCCCACAGCAACAGUCUCCCAUCCGGCUCGUGGUGAUGCAAAACUCCCCGGCUUCAUCGCGUUACAAUGAGCAAAACAACACGGCUUCCUCUAACAUCGCACAUCUGACCCCUGACAUCAUGCGCGAGAAGAGGAGCACGCUGGUGUAGAGUAAAUUUCUCGCGUAUCCAAACCUCUAGAAGUUAAUGAAUGCUAAAAUUUAAACCUCAUUUGAAACAGAUCCAUCUGCAUUCAUUAGUUUAUUGUGGACCAUUUCAUCAUGGAAAUUGAGUUAUUUUAUCCUCUGGACACUGGAUAGAGGCCAGUAGAAGACACAUGUGUAUGCCUAAACAGAGCUAAUCUUGUACAGUCACAAUGUUGUCUGCCAUAAAAUGACAUGAUUAUGCAGCUUUGUCAAAAGCAUAAAUGUUGCCCAUGUACUGUACAACGCUACGUAUAAAACUUAUACAUUUUGAAUGUGUCUGUACUGAAGUUUGAAUGUGUGUGUGUGUGUGUGUUUGUAAACGUAUAGGUAUAUUAUAAAGGAUACUUUUACAAUAAUUGUUUCACGGUAAAAACAAUAAAUUCAUUCAGCACUGAUGAAUCCACUUGGCUGAAUGUAAUUGUUAAUAAUAUCAUCUAGACAUUUCUUUUGAAAGCAACUUAUUUUGCAUUCAGUAUACACAUUUGGCCAUAUACUGUAUGCAUUCCCCUGGAAUCCUAUGCUGCUGAGCAGUUGAUCUACAUCAUCUAAAAUUCAUGAAGUAUAAUAAUAAUAAAAGCAUAAUAAAAAUAACAACGCUGUCAUGAACAAACAAUGAGCAACAUAUUUUUUGCAAGCAUUUAUUUACGUUUGUUAAUGUAAGUUAAUAAAAUGUUCAUGUUAGUUGACAGUGCAUUAACUUAUGUUAGAUACACUUAAAAAUAUAUUAGUAAAUAUUGGCUUAACAUUAACCAAGAUUAAUAAAUGCUGUAAAAGAUUUGCUCUUGUAAACUAAUGUAGUUAAGUAAUAUUAACAAAUGAAACCUAAUUGAAAAGUCUAUGACUAUAAAAAUAAUUGUUAUUUUCUGGAAAAAAAGGAAACAUUUUAUAUAUAAUAUUUUUUGUGUUUAUUUAAAAAAACAUAAGUGGUGAUUAAUCCUAUUUUCACUAAAAUAACAGACAUACAACUUGUGUAUUCUCUAUUGGUGAAUAAAAGA